Hemicordylus capensis (graceful crag lizard) is the source of this 1208-nucleotide messenger RNA. RefSeq names its product fibronectin type III domain containing 11 (gene FNDC11). NCBI's taxonomy places the organism in Eukaryota, Metazoa, Chordata, Lepidosauria, Squamata, Cordylidae. The record is from RefSeq and is a predicted model, not a curated record. The coding region runs from base 65 to 1141 and encodes 358 amino acids. Gene Ontology annotation, molecular function: protein binding. The transcript has 2 exons.
UCCGCCCCCUCCCCGCCCCCUGGGGCCCAGGCCUCCAGGCUCCAGAACGCGGCCUUGCGGAACAAUGGGUUGCCAUGGCGACCGACGAGGCCUGGCCGCUGCCCCGAGCCUGCCCCUGCCGGCCCUGGCCCAGGCAGAGGGGGGUGGCGAGCGAGCGGCUGCCCCGGGACCAACCAUGCUAAGCCACAGUCCAGGCAUAAUGAACAUUGGAACUAUUGACGUCUAUUUGAACAAGUUAGGAACCAACCUCCAGACCAUGGUGUACAGUGAGGAGGAGCAGGAGAAUGAAGCCUGGAAGAUGUACAUGGCAAGGAAAAAUGUUGUGCUGGAAUUCCUGCAUUCCGACUUGAGCCUCCAUCUGCUCAAACGCCAUCACAAGAGGAUCGAGCUUCUGAAAAAAUGCUCCUAUUACAUUGAAAUCCUGCCUAAGCACUUGGCACUGGGAGAUCAGAACCAUCUGAUGCUCCCUACCACCAUGUUCCAACUGAUAGACCCCUGGAGGUUCCAGAGGAUGAAGAAAGUGGGGACAAUCCAAACCAAAAUCCAGCUGCUGCUCCUGUCUGACCUGCUGGAACAGCUAGAGAGAGGUCGGGAGGAGCUGGUCCACUUCCUAGAGACCUAUGAUAUGAUGACUUUCCUCUCCAGGUGGGACCUUGUCAAAAAAAGGUUGUCCAGUCUCUCUGAGCAGAUGGAUAACUUCCUUGCUAUGCUGGUACCUGGAAGGUUGUACGUCAAGCACCGUCUGGUAUCAGAUGUUGGGGUUACCAAAGUCCCACACAUCAGGCUCGUCCUUAGCACAAAAAUGCCAGUUAUGUUUGAUCGGAAGGAGUCAGUGGCACACGAGGACUGGGUGAGUCUCAAGUGGUUUGUCACUAGCCAGCAGCCGCAGCUCGAGCAGUAUGAACUGCGUUUUAAGCUGUUGGAGCCCAGGACUCCCCAAGAGAGAGUCCACUGUGGAAUAAUGCCCGUCACCUCCAACACAUGCGAAAUCCGCAACCUGCUGUCCGACCAUUUGUAUAGAUUCACGGUCAAAAGAGCAGAGACUUACACCCUUGUCUAUGAACAGUGGUAUGACUCCAUCACACUUAAGACAAAACCAUACCUUGAGGACGGCAUGGAGAGCUCCAUGUCCGAACCCUGACUUUCCCAUCUUAGCAAUUCACAAGGAAUGUAAAAUAAGUCAAAUUAAAAGCUUAUUUUUAAAGGUU